Sardina pilchardus (European sardine) is the source of this 1284-nucleotide messenger RNA. RefSeq names its product survival of motor neuron-related-splicing factor 30-like. Gene Ontology annotation, cellular component: cytoplasm; precatalytic spliceosome; nucleus. The record is from RefSeq and is a predicted model, not a curated record. Gene Ontology annotation, biological process: mRNA processing; regulation of alternative mRNA splicing, via spliceosome. Lineage: Eukaryota; Metazoa; Chordata; Actinopteri; Clupeiformes; Clupeidae. The transcript is spliced from 7 exons. Gene Ontology annotation, molecular function: RNA binding. Bases 159 to 965 code for a protein of 268 amino acids.
AGUUUACUUCACCCUAACGGAAAUAUUCGUCAAGAGGCCACAGACAUAAACAUCUCCGUUUUAGUAUCGUGGUAAAGAGUGCGUUUAUGGGGGUAAUCGAAACAAUUUCAGGAUAACUACAAUUUCUAACUUCUCUAGUGUAUUUUGACAACAGAAAGAUGUCUGAGGAACUGGUGAAGCAGCUCAACAGCUAUAAGGCCCAGCUGCAGCAGGUGGAGGCAGCCCUGAGCACCGACCAGGAGAAUGAGGACCUGCUCAAACUACAGAAAGAUCUGCAGGAGGUGAUAGAGCUGACUAAAGACCUGCUGAGCUCCCAGCCGGCUGAGGGAGGCUCCAGCACAAACAGCGCAGAGGCCAACACCAACACCGUCAGCUGGAGCGUCGGGGACAAGUGCAUGGCCGUCUGGAGUCAGGACGGACAGUUGUAUGAAGCAGAGCUGGAGGAGGUGGACAGUAGGUCUUUCUGUAGCCUAAGCUGUGUCUGUGUGUGUGUGUGUGUGUGUGUGUGUGUGUGCAGGUUGUAUGAAGCAGAGCUGGAGGAGGUGGACGCUGAUAACGGCACGGCGGCGGUGACGUUCAGCGGCUACGGCAACGCAGAGGUGGUGCCACUGAGCGCGCUCAAACAGCUGCACGAGGGACGCGGACCAGAGGACGAAUCCAAAUCCAAGAGCAGGAGGGAGAUGAUUCAGGAGCAGAGGGAGUACAAGAAGAAGAAGGCUCAGAAGAAGGUGCUGCGGAUGAAGGAGAUCGAACAGGAGCGCGAGCAGCAGAAGAGCAAGUGGCAGCAGUUCAACAACAAGGCCUACAGCAAGAACAAGAAGGGCCAGGUAAAGCGCAGUAUCUUCGCGUCUCCCGAGAGUGUGAACGGAAAGGUUGGAGUAGGGACGUGUGGCAUUGCAGACAAGCCCAUGACGCAGUACCACGAUACCUCCAAAUACAACGUCCGGCACCUUAUGCCCCAGUGAUCGUGUGUGUGUGUGUGUGUGUGUGUGUGUGUGUGGUUGUGAGUGAGUGAGAGAGAGAGUGUGUGAGUGUGUGUGUGCGCGCGCAUGAGUGAGAGAGUGAGUCUGUGUGUGAGUCUGCGCGUAAGAGAGAGAGAGAGACUGUUGAUGUGUUUGAACGGUCAUCAGUGCAUAUGUAUAAAUGUAUGCGUGUGUGUGUGUACACGUGUUUACCUGUUAGUGUAAUAAUGAGCAUUUUAUUUGCGUCUUAGAUGGCCUCUUCUGUUUUGGUUUUGUAUAUUUACAUCUGGCACAAUAAAUAAAUGGUUUUGAUGAUGAGGAA